Paramuricea clavata is the source of this 2878-nucleotide messenger RNA. Lineage: Eukaryota; Metazoa; Cnidaria; Anthozoa; Malacalcyonacea; Plexauridae. The record is from the annotation of a GenBank genome assembly.
CUUUGAUAUUCUCUAAUACGCAAAGAUGGCUGUUGCGCUUGACGCAGUGAUAGAAGCGAUAAAUAACGGACCUUUUGAAUUCGACGCUAUUGGAAUACCAUCAGAUGAAGAAGAAGACUUGGACAGACGUUUGGUGAUGUCAGAUAGCGACCCAAGGCAAGUAUUUUCAUGUUUUUAGCGAACAGAUGUUUUCAUGUCAUGGCCGAAGGAUAAAUUUACAUCCGACGCAACAUGAACUUUGACGCACAUUAUUAUUAUUAUUAUUACUAUUAUUAUUAUUAUUAUUAUUAUUAUUAUUUAAGCUUAUUUAUUCGCGGUAGCCUUUCAGAAGUCUGUUUUUCAAAGGGCCGUGCACACUUACUAUAAAUUAUUAUAAAAAUAUUAAAAUUAUGAACUAAAGAAACAAUCAUGCAUAAUAUACUCUAUUUACAUCGGCAAGCCAUAAUGCUUUGAUAUGGUUUGGCAGGAUGACCUCCCAAUUCAAAUUAGUCUUUUAAAAGAACUGAUGGAAGUUUCAGAUAUUUCUGUAAUUGGAAGUUUUUCCAUUAAAAUUUGGUUCCAUGAAACUGCUCCUCUAGAGGAGAAGCUUCGUUUUCUCCUAUAGUCUAAGAUCUGAUACGAAAUAUAACAAAUAUACAAAUAAUCGAUAUAAUAAGGCAUUUAUAUGAUAGUUUUGUCAUUUAUAUUGCCACAAAAAUCAAAGGUUUGAACCGAUAUCAAAAUGUGUGAGCGUCGUGUUGCACACGUGGCAUAAGUGGGCAUUUAAAAAAUUAAUUUAUGCAUUUUCGGUUAUAUGAAGUAAGAUAAUACCAUGUGUAUCAGUAUGUUUAUAGUAUUUUAUUUUUUUAUAGUGAUGAAGAACCUGCUGAUGAAGAAGAUGAUGAUUUUGAAGCACAUGAGGAGGAUUGGGAGGAGGAUGGUGAUUUAGGGGAGGGUAGUGGUGGUAGGGGCCGAUCCCCAAUUAGGAGACCGGCUGACUCCCCUAAUGGUACUUCUGUCAAUAGGGGAAGGGGCAAUAGGGGCAGUAGGGCCAGGGGUGGUAGGGCCAGGGGCAGUAAGGCCAGGGGUGGUAGGGCCAGGGGUGGUAGGGCUAGGGGUGGAAGGGCCAGGGGUGGAAGGGCUAGGGAUACCGGGGCCAACAAUAGUAGUAGUAAAUCUUAUGAUGACGCAGACAUUAGUAAUACCCUCCCUCCCUUUCAACCAAGCCGUCCGCCAGGAAUUCAUUUUGAUAGACAUGUCUUGCGGGGAGGAAUGACAACUGAAUUAGAAUUUUUUCAUCUCUUCUUCACCACCGAGAUGAUAAAAUCAGUUGUUGCCCACACCAACAGCUACGCAUUCAUGAGACUUGUAGCUGGGGGGUUCACCACAUACACCACUGGGGAGGGGGCCUGGAAAACAACUACUGAAGAUGAAAUAAAUCGUUUAAUUGCUAUUUUGAUUUAUUUUGGUCUGGUACGUGUAGACACAGCAGUUGAAAAGUAUUGGAGCACAAAGACCCUUUACCACGGUCUCUGGGCAAGGAAAAUACUUUCCCGUAAACGUUACAAAGCCCUUAUGGCAUUCUUGCAUGUGGUAGACCCCGCCGAAGAGGUUGCUAGCAAUAAACUGCGCAAGGUUGAGGAGUUUCUGGCAUCGUUCAAAGAGCGAUGCCGUAUGUUAUACCAACCAUACCAGAAUAUUGCUGUAGAUGAACGCAUGGUUAAGUCUAAGCAUAGGUCAGGGAUUAGGCAAUACAUGAAGAAUAAGCAAGAUGAACGCAUGGUUAAGUCUAAGCAUAGGUCAGGGAUUAGGCAAUACAUGAAGAAUAAGCCUACAAAAUGGGGGAUAAAGCUCUGGGUAUUGGCAGAUAGUUCAAAUGGGUAUACAAUUGAUUUCAAUGUUUACAUAGGUAAGUCACAGCAUGAAGCACCGUCGCAGAAUGGCCUUGGUUAUGAUGUGGUGAUGAAGUUGGUGAAUCCAUAUUUGGGGCAGGGGUAUCAUGUAUUUUUUGAUAAUUUUUUUUCAUCCCCUAAGUUAGUCCAAGAUUUGUUCAUGAAUGGGACCCCAUCAUCAGGCACAUGUAAAAUUAACAGGGAGGGUUUCCCCGAAUCCAUGAAGGAUGUGAAGGUGUGGGCGAGGAAUUUGAAGCGAGGUAGCAUGCGAUGGGCAAGGGAAUCCAAUGUGUUAACCCUGCAAUGGAUUGAUAACAGGCCUGUUUCCUUGAUUACAUCAAUUGAUUCCGCGAAUGAUAAAAAGGAUGUGGAGAGAAGGACGAAAACGAGAGGAGUGUUUGAAAAGGUGAAUGUAAGCCAGCCCUAUGCAUUUCAUAGAUAUAACCAGUACAUGAACGCAGUAGAUAGGUCAGACCAAAUGCUUGCAUAUCAUAAUGUAUCUCGUAAGUGUUAUCAAUGGUGGAAGACAUUAUUCUUCCACUUAAUAGAUAUGGCAAUUGUUAACAGUUUCCUUCUAUUUCAAAGCCAUCGUAACAGUGACCCGGGUAAUCCGGCAUUGCAUCGUAAGUCCACAUAUACUAUGGUUGAUUAUAGGGAAGAGCUUGUUAGACAGCUUUGUGGGUUAGCAGAGUAUGAUAGACCUCCUGUGAAUGAGCAAGUGCAGGCUGUUCCUCCCCCAGAUCAGUUCUGUACUGCCCAUUUAGCUACAACAGCAGCAAAUGGUGUAAGAAGGAAUUGCGUUGUUUGUUAUGCAGAAGGUCGAGGGGAGAGGAAGGUUUCUACUUAUUGUAGUGCCCCUCAGUGCAAUAGGCACAUGCAUGUUGGUGGUGAGCAUGAUUGUUUUGUUGUAUGGCAUAGUAGGGAUUACACUGGUAGGAGGUCAUGAGUAUUUCUGCAUUUGGUAUUUUGGGUGGACUGAAACAUGUCCAACAUCAAAUUUGUCAAAC